AUGACUCUGGUAAAAUCAGAGCACAGUAGCAAACAAAGCAGAGAAAAGGCAACAGAAAGUGGUAUAACCACCUUCAGCAAUUUUGCAGAAUUGAGGAAAAGUAUUACAUUAAAGGAACAAGAAAUUAAUGAUAGAAGAAGUAGUUUAAAAAUUCAUCGCGAUAGUGAUAAUGACCUGACCCAUAACCAUUACAAGAAAAGCGAACACAACAGAGAAAAUACUAGUGUACACAACAGAGAAAAUGGUAGUGUACACAACAGAGAAAAUGGUAGUGUACACAACAGAGAAAAUGGUAGUGUACACAACAGCGAAAAUACCAAUGAACACAACAAAUUUGUCUACAGAUCGUUUGACAAAUUUUAUAAAUGUAAAAAUUAUUGUGAAGAAUACAAAACCAAGGUAAAGAAUGAAACUCUGCAAUCAAUGAGUGAGUGCACCAGUAAAAACGAGAGUGACCCAGGUGGAAAAUAUAAAGAUAUUUCUAUUUCUAAUAAAGCUACUAUCAGUACGAUAGUAAGUAAUGAAAACACUAUUAGCAGCAGUAAAAGCAGUACAAUACCCACUGCGGAAAAUGAAAAAAGUAGUGAUAAAUACUGCUACAUAAAAUUCAAGAAAGAAAGACAAGGUACGGUUAAACAACUAAAGGAAUAUUUCCAAAAAAUCCAAGAUGAAAAAUUACAAAAACGAAAUAAUAAUUUAUUUUAUAAAAAUAAUCAAAAGUUCAAUAACACCAUUAGAGAAAAGAACUGUGCCAAUUUUUUUAAAAGCAAAGACACUACUUUAGAAAAAAUAGACAACUACAAAAAAGAGUUUAUUUGUGAAUAUAUCAAAUAUGAAAAUGAAUUAAUGAUAAAUAAUGGAUAUAAUAAUUGUGAGUGUGAGCUUGGUGUGCAAACAACACAUGACAAAUACGUGGAAGAUGGAGCCCUUAUUACUACUGAUGAGGGGAAAGAGAAACAAAAAGGUAUUAGCAGUAUUAGCCGCGUUAGUGAUAUGCGUGAGGUAAGCCGACACAACGAACUUACCGGGACCGGACAAAUAAACCAACUAAGUGCAAAAAUUGAAAACAUGAAAACAGAAGAGAAAGAAUUGUUACACAGCUUAAUCAGUGAAAUGAAAAAGAGUCUUUGUAAUGAUGAAGACGAAGGGCACAUUUCUAAUUCAGUAGAACAAUUAGAAGAUUCUGAAAGGAGGAGAUAUAUGAUUACAAGGAUACUUGACAUACUAAAAAUAUACGAUGGGAAAAUGCCAUCAGAAGAAGGGAUGCCAAAGUGUUCACAUGCGUGUGCACAUUUUUUUCAAUUAGAACAAAACAAAAUGGGGAAAAAGGGAAAAGAGGGCGAAAUGGUUGAAAUGGUUGAAAAAGACCAAAUGAACGAAAAAGACGCAAAAAAUGAAAGCUGCAUAAUUCCUAAGGAUUUCGAAUCAUUACAACAAGGGCAUAUCAUCGAACAAAUGAAGGAAGAAAAAAACGAAAUAGACAAAGUCAUAAGCACACAAAAUAAAGAAGUAAGUGCAUGUAAUGCUCCUCUAAAUAAGUUAAAAGAAAGCAGCGCUUACCACGCCAAAAUUAAGACUACUAGUGAACAUUGUGAUACAAUAAGUAGUAAUGAAAGGGACAGUGAAAUAGCAAUGAACAACUGUAGCUACAUAAAUACGAACAUAAAAAACUAUGAAAACGUUGUAGAGAAACAUUCAGAGGGGAAGAACACAUGUAAAGGUAAUGCAGAAACUAAUAUUAGUAUAAAAAAUCAUACAGAAACAGCUAACUGUCACAAUAUUAAUAAUACAUAUCAAAAUAAAAAGAGAUUUAGUAAAAAAAUUGCUAAAGAUAAUAGAAUAAAAAAGGACAGUGUAAAUAACGCCAGUAAAUUUGAAUGGUUCUACUCUACCUUGGACGAUAUACAUAAAGGAAAAAUAAGAGUAAAUGGAGUAAAGGACGAUUUGAUGGAAUAUUUGAAGGAUGACUUGACGGAUAACAUAAACGGUGGGGGAAAAGAAUAUUCAAGUGAAGAUAGCGAAAACAAUGAUUUAUUUCUCUGGUUAGAAAAUAGAGAUGUUCAAAAUGUUCUAAAGGGGGAAAAAAAAAUUGUUGACGAAGGAGUACCAUAA
This is a messenger RNA of Plasmodium malariae, 2112 nucleotides long. Its product is annotated as conserved Plasmodium protein, unknown function. The record is from RefSeq and is a predicted model, not a curated record. The transcript has a single exon. Lineage: Eukaryota; Apicomplexa; Aconoidasida; Haemosporida; Plasmodiidae. The coding region runs from base 1 to 2112 and encodes 703 amino acids.